ACCUGUCCCAACAAGCCAGGUCAAAGAUGCCACACCUUCCCUCCCCCAUAGCCGAACCAGGGACCCUGCCUGCUGCAGAAGGCGUUGGUGUUUAGAACUGUUUCCCCUUCGUUUAGUCUCUCCUUAUUGACCUUUCCAGGAGCCAGGAUGGCCAACUCGGGGAUGCAGCUGCUGGGCUUUUCGCUGGCCUUCGUGGGGUUCAUCGGCUCUAUCGCCGCCACCAUUAUGGUGCAGUGGAAGGCUUCUUCCUACGUGGGGGACAACAUCAUCACCGCCCAGGCCAUGUACCAAGGACUGUGGAAGACCUGUGUGUCGCAGAGCACGGGGCAGAUCCAAUGCAAAGUGUUUGAUUCACUUCUGCAAAUACCAGGCAUGGUGCAGGGCGCGCGGGGCCUGAUGGUGACGUCCAUCGUGCUGUGCUUCGUGUCCGUCCUGGUGGCGGUGGUGGGCAUGCGUUGCACCACCUGCCUGGAGGACCAGCCUGAGCAGAAGGACAAGGUGGCGCUCACCGGGGGCAUCCUGUUCAUCCUCUCAGGUCUGUGUGGUCUGGUAGCCACCAUUUGGUACGGUCACCGAAUAGCAAAGGAAUUCUACGACCCCUUCACCCCCACCAACUCCAAGUUUGAGUUCGGGGCGGCCCUGUUCGUCGGAUGGGCCUCCUCUAGUCUGCUCGUCAUCGGGGGGUCUUUCCUCUGCUGCAAGUGCGGCGGGAGUGACUCUGGGAGGGGCAAAGGGUACCCGUCUGCAGCCCACCCCAGCCAGCCGGGCAGAGACUACGUCUAGCAGGCCAGGACCCCCCCCGGCCUUGGCCCAGAGCCGGCGGUCCUGUACCCCCGAGGCUCCAUGUGGGGAUGUCUUUCUCCAAGGCAUUUCAUUGUAUGUAUGUUGGUUUGGUUUUUUAUUGUUUCUUUUGUUCACAACAUUGCUCUGAGAUAUAUUUUUUACAAUACAUUUUUUUCUGCUUGAGCUGCUCCCCCCGCGACCCGACCCCGGAUAAGAUGAUGUGAUGAAUGAGAUUUUUUUAAAUACCUCAUGAUAUUCAAGGCGUGCGAGAAGGAAAGUUUAGCUUUGAUGUUCAUGUUCCACGAUACACAUUUUUCUGAUGUAAAUCCAUUGAGCAGGAGGCAUUGUGUGUACCUGGUUGUCACGGUUGUUAUUUUCUGUGCAGAUUGUAAACUCAUCUGAAAUAUAUAAAUGUCCCCUCUUCCUUCUUUGAAAUAAAGAUGGCUCGAAAAAACCUCUAA
Molecule: messenger RNA, 1244 nt
Organism: Gadus macrocephalus (Pacific cod)
Lineage: Eukaryota; Metazoa; Chordata; Actinopteri; Gadiformes; Gadidae
Gene: cldn1
Product: claudin 1
Exons: 4
Coding region: 148-783 (211 amino acids)
Biological process (GO): bicellular tight junction assembly; cell adhesion
Cellular component (GO): plasma membrane; bicellular tight junction
Molecular function (GO): structural molecule activity
Source: RefSeq, a predicted model, not a curated record